AUGAACCAGGGCCGGGGGUUCGCCCCCGGCAGGGGCGGCUCUCCCCGGAGGGCGGCCGGGGCCGGCGCGCGGCGCAACCAGAGCCAGGACUAUCUGCUCCUGGACUCGGAGCUUGGAGACGACGGCGGCCCUCAGCCCCCGCGGCCGGCCUACGGCUACUAUCCCUGCCUCCGGGACACCGACAGCAGACUGGCCCACCGGCGGCAGACGAUUCUCCGUGAGAAGGGGAGAAGGCUAGCCAACCGGGGACCAGCAUACAUGUUUAAUGAUCGCUCAACAAGCUUAUCUGUUGAGGAGGAGCGUUUUUUAGAUGCUGCUGAAUAUGGCAACAUCCCGGUGGUGAGGAAGAUGUUAGAAGAAUGUCUCUCACUGAACGUCAACUGUGUAGAUUACAUGGGCCAGAAUGCCCUGCAGUUGGCAGUGGCCAAUGAGCAUCUGGAAAUCACAGAACUUCUUCUCAAGAAAGAAAACCUGUCUCGAGUUGGGGACGCUUUGCUUCUAGCUAUUAGUAAAGGUUAUGUUCGGAUCGUGGAAGCUAUUCUCAGCCAUCCAGCUUUUGCUGAAGGCAAGAGGUUAGCAACCAGCCCCAGCCAGUCGGAAUUCCAGCAAGAUGAUUUUUAUGCAUAUGAUGAAGAUGGGACACGGUUCUCUCAUGAUGUGACCCCAAUCAUUCUGGCUGCCCACUGCCAGGAAUAUGAAAUAGUGCACACCCUCUUGCGGAAGGGUGCUCGGAUUGAACGGCCUCAUGAUUAUUUCUGCAAGUGCAGUGAAUGCAACCAAAAACAGAAGCAUGACUCCUUCAGCCACUCCAGAUCUAGGAUUAAUGCCUAUAAGGGCCUGGCAAGUCCAGCUUACCUAUCACUGUCUAGUGAAGACCCAGUCAUGACAGCUUUAGAACUUAGCAAUGAGCUGGCAGUGCUGGCCAACAUUGAGAAAGAGUUCAAGAAUGAUUACAAAAAACUGUCGAUGCAGUGCAAAGAUUUUGUUGUUGGACUCCUUGAUCUGUGCAGGAAUACGGCAGAAGUGGAGGCCAUCCUGAAUGGGGAUGUUGAAGCAUGCCCCAGUGGCGGAGAUCACGGUCGUCCAAAUCUCAGCCGUUUAAAACUUGCCAUUAAAUACGAAGUAAAAAAAUUUGUAGCUCAUCCAAACUGUCAGCAGCAGCUUCUGUCCAUAUGGUAUGAGAACCUGUCUGGCUUACGGCAGCAGACCAUGGCGGUGAAGUUUCUUGUGGUCCUCGCAGUGGCGGUCGGAUUGCCCUUCCUGGCUCUCAUUUACUGGUUCGCUCCAUGUAGCAAGAUGGGGAAGAUCAUGCGCGGACCCUUCAUGAAAUUUGUGGCACAUGCUGCCUCCUUUACCAUUUUUCUGGGACUGCUGGUCAUGAAUGCAGCUGACAGAUUUGAAGGCACCAAACUCCUUCCUAAUGAAACCAGCACGGAUAACGCAAGACAGCUGUUCAGGAUGAAAACAUCCUGUUUCUCAUGGAUGGAGAUGCUCAUUAUAUCCUGGGUAAUAGGCAUGAUAUGGGCCGAAUGUAAAGAAAUUUGGACAGAAGGCCCCAAGGAAUAUUUAUUUGAGUUGUGGAAUAUGCUUGACUUUGGUAUGUUAGCGAUCUUUGCAGCUUCAUUCAUUGCAAGAUUCAUGGCAUUUUGGCAUGCUUCCAAAGCCCAGCACAUCAUUGACACAAAUGAUACUCUAAAGGACUUGACCAAAGUCACAUUGGGAGACAAUGUGAAAUACUACAAUUUGGCCAGGAUCAAGUGGGACCCCUCUGAUCCUCAGAUCAUAUCUGAAGGUCUUUAUGCAAUUGCUGUAGUUCUGAGUUUCUCAAGAAUAGCUUAUAUCUUACCAGCCAAUGAAAGUUUUGGGCCUCUGCAGAUAUCACUCGGGAGAACAGUGAAGGAUAUCUUCAAGUUCAUGGUCAUAUUCAUCAUGGUCUUUGUGGCCUUCAUGAUUGGAAUGUUCAACCUCUACUCCUACUACAUUGGCGCAAAACAGAAUGAAGCUUUCACAACAGUUGAGGAGAGUUUUAAGACACUGUUCUGGGCUAUAUUUGGACUUUCUGAAGUGAAAUCAGUGGUCAUCAACUAUAAUCACAAGUUCAUUGAAAACAUCGGUUAUGUUCUUUAUGGAGUCUAUAAUGUCACAAUGGUCAUUGUUUUGCUAAAUAUGCUGAUUGCAAUGAUCAACAGUUCAUUCCAGGAAAUUGAGGAUGAUGCUGAUGUAGAAUGGAAAUUUGCAAGGGCCAAACUUUGGUUUUCCUACUUUGAGGAGGGAAGAACUCUACCUGUUCCUUUCAACCUGGUGCCGAGUCCAAAGUCCCUGUUUUAUCUCUUACUGAGACUUAAAAAAUGGAUUUCUGAGAUGUUCCAGGGCCAUAAGAAAGGUUUCCAGGAGGAUGCAGAGAUGAACAAGAGAAAUGAAGAAAAUAAAUUUGGAAUUUUGGGAAGUCAUGAAGACCUUUCAAAAUUACCACUUGACAAAAAACAGCUUGGGCAUAGUAAACAAUCAAGUGUAAGGAGCUCAGAAGAUUUCCAGUUAAACAGUUUCAAUAAUCCUCCAAGACAGUAUCAGAAAAUUAUGAAGAGGCUCAUUAAGAGAUAUGUGCUACAAGCCCAGGUAGAUAAGGAGAGUGACGAAGUGAAUGAAGGGGAACUGAAGGAAAUUAAGCAGGAUAUCUCAAGCCUCCGCUAUGAACUCCUUGAAGAAAAAACUCAGACUUCAGAAGACCUAGCAGAACUUAUUAGAAAACUUGGGGAGAAAUUAUCAAUGGAACCAAAGCAAGAGGAAAGCAAUAGAUAAUAUGCUAAGACUUCCUUUAAAAAAUCAUAUUUAUUUGUCCAAUUGCAUUAUAUUAUUUUCCAAUUUAUCUUUUAAGUGCCAGUGUGACCAUCUUUUAAACAAAAUGUCCAAAGAUAACAUGGGUCAUCCCAUCAUCCAAAACCUUAAUAUUUCAUAUUUUUGGUGAUUAAAUUUCAUUGUUCAGGCUAAAGUUUAUAGAUUAGGAUGAAAAUUGUGCCUGGUUUGAUGCCUGUUUUUAUGAACUGCUCUUUUGUGUCUAACUAUUGUGAUGACAUGACUGCUGGGUGGCAUUUGCCUAGAGGCUAUAGUAGCUACAGGUGGCAGGCAGUGACUCCCAUGAGGUAUUUCUUGUGACAGUGACUUUGGUACUGCUUGCCUGCCUUAGGGGACCCCUGAUGAUGACUUCCAGCCCUGAAACUGAGGGAAUGAUGAUCUAGGGCUAUUUGGAGAAUGCUGUUUAAUCAUCUGUCCUGCUUGGCUCCCACAGAAUAAGAUUGGUAAUAUCUGUGCAAAAUGCAGUAAAAUCUUUCUGAUUCAUCUUGCUGAAAAUUUUACACUUGACAGUGAAAAAGUGCUUCCUCUAAUGAACCCUGGAAACGUGGUUUAGUUUAUGUGUGUGUAUGCACACACAUGUGUACGUGUGUGUAUGUGUGCAACGUGCACAACUGCAUAUGAAAUGCUUGUCCUAUUUUCAUUUGCAGCAAUACAGACGCUCUAAACCUC
Messenger RNA from Canis lupus familiaris (dog), 3522 nucleotides. RefSeq names its product transient receptor potential cation channel subfamily C member 6 (gene TRPC6). The coding region runs from base 1 to 2799 and encodes 932 amino acids. Gene Ontology annotation, molecular function: protein binding; inositol 1,4,5 trisphosphate binding; store-operated calcium channel activity. The transcript is spliced from 13 exons. The record is from RefSeq and is a predicted model, not a curated record. Gene Ontology annotation, cellular component: membrane; cation channel complex. Lineage: Eukaryota; Metazoa; Chordata; Mammalia; Carnivora; Canidae. Gene Ontology annotation, biological process: calcium ion transmembrane transport; regulation of cytosolic calcium ion concentration; manganese ion transport.